Messenger RNA from Oncorhynchus nerka (sockeye salmon), 3814 nucleotides. It is a transcript of the gene aqp7, whose product is annotated as aquaporin 7. NCBI's taxonomy places the organism in Eukaryota, Metazoa, Chordata, Actinopteri, Salmoniformes, Salmonidae. Bases 1243 to 2169 code for a protein of 308 amino acids. The record is from RefSeq and is a predicted model, not a curated record. Gene Ontology annotation, biological process: glycerol transmembrane transport; water transport. Gene Ontology annotation, molecular function: glycerol channel activity; water channel activity; urea transmembrane transporter activity. Gene Ontology annotation, cellular component: plasma membrane; basolateral plasma membrane. The transcript has 6 exons.
ACUUGUUUUGAGCUUCACACUGCUCUCUCCCACCUGAGAGGACUAGCUAUGUGAGAAUGCUGUUCAAUGACUACAGCUCAGCAUUGAACACCAUAGCCCCCUCCAAGCUCAUCACCAAGUUUGGGACCCUUGGACUGAACACCUCCCUCUGCAACAGGAUCCUGGACUUCCUGACGGGCCAACCCAAACAGUCGUGAAGAGGUCACGGCAACACCUCCCCUUCAGGAGGCUGAAAAGAUUUGGCAUGGAUCCUCAAAAAGUUCUACAUCUGCACCAUUGAGAGCAUCUUGACUGGCUGCAUCACCGCUUGGUAUGGCAACUGCACCGACCUUGACCGCAAUGCGCUACAGAGGGUGGUGCUGACGGCCCAAUACAUCACCUUACAGGACCUCUAUAUCAGGCGGUGUCAGAGGAAGGCCUGAAAAAUUGCCAAAGACUUCAACCACCCAAUCUAUAGACUGUUCUCCCCGUUACCGUCCGGCAAGUGGUACCGGAGCAUCGGGUCUCGGCCCAACAGGAUGCGUGGCAGCAUCUAUCCACAAGACUGCUAAAUAGUUAAUCAAAAUGGUUACCCAGAUGAUCUUCAUUGACCUUGUUUGACCCUAUGCACACUCAUAAGACUCCACCCACACACUCACUACACUGACACUCUCUCACACACACACAUACUUUCACACUCAUCAAAAAAUGCUGCUGCUACUCUGUUCCUUUUUUACUCUUGUUAUUAUCUAUGCCAUGCCUUAAAGUACAUAUCUACCUCAUUGAUCUGGUAGCUUAAUUGUUGUGUAUUUUCAUUCCUCUUUUAAAUAUAUAUAUAUAAAUAUAUAUAUUUUUAAACUCUGCAUUGUUGGGAUAGGGCUCCUAAGUAAACAUGCAGUAUUGCGGUAAAGUCGACAGCUGUUGUAUUCAGCACAUUUGAGUUGGAAGAUUUUUCUGUGACAAGCCACCCUGUUUUUCUACCCCUCCCCUUAAGCAUACACCCCUCCCAGACAUAGGUCCAUUGUAGGGAGUGUGUGUGACUGGGUGUUUGUGUGUCUGUGUGUGGAGGAAAGAGGGUGUGGGAGGGGAGAGGCCAUAAAAUGCAAGCCAAAAGGAAGCGAGAGAAAGGGAAGUGUGAAGAGAAAUAGAUAUAAACAAGGCUGUGUGUCGAUUGCGAUUUUGAGGGUCGUAGCCCAAACUCUUCCGGAUACCUUGACAACCUACAAAGGACUGCAAACUUGAGUGUGACUCUGUGGAAAUAAGAUGCAUGCGAUGGAGCAGGGGAGCGUUCAAGAGCAUGGAAGAAGUAGAAAACUCUCCAAGAUCUGGGUGAUAAAUGAACAUGUUCGAGUGGGAUUCGCAGAAACCCUCAGCACAUAUGUCAUGAUGGUCUUUGGCUUGGGCUCUGUGGCACAGGUCGUGACUGGACGGGGUGCGUUCGGAGAGUACCUUAGUGUCAACCUGGGCUUCGGCCUGGGCGUGGCUAUGGGAGUGCAUAUUGGCGGGAGGGUCUCAGGGGCCCAUAUGAACGCAGCAGUAUCAUUCUCCAUGUGUCUCUUUGGUCGUUUGGGUUGGAGGAUGCUUCCCGUCUAUAUCCUCAGUCAGCUGAUAGGCUCCUUCUUGGCUGCUGGGACCAUAUACUCCCUUUACUAUGACGCCAUAUACCACUACUGUGGAGGGAAUCUGACUGUGUCUGGCCCUAAGGCUACCGCUGGGAUCUUUGCUACCUACCCAGCACCCUACCUCUCGCUUCAUGCUGGAUUCUUAGACCAGGUGAUCGGCACGGCCAUGUUGUUGCUGUGCCUGAUGGCCCUGUCUGACCAAAGGAACCAGCCUGCUCCAUCGGGGGGUGAGCCCAUCGCUGUGGGCCUGUUGGUACUGCUCAUAGGAGUCUCUCUGGGGAGCAACAGUGGAUACGCUAUCAACCCUAGCCGCGACCUGGGACCUCGAAUCUUCACCGCUAUAGCAGGCUGGGGGCCAGAGGUGUUCCGGGCAGGUAACGGCUGGUGGUGGGUACCUGUACUUGCCCCCAUGGUGGGAGGAGUCACAGGGGCUUCCAUCUACAAGGUCUUUGUGGAAUUGCACCACCCCUCCCCCUGUGAACACAGGAGGGAGAUAGAGGACGAGGCAGAGGAGGAGGCUGCGCCUCUGGAUAUGCAGAAAAACCUCAGCCCAGAGGUGUGUGUGUGAGGCACCCCAGCUAUGUGUGCGCACACUUGCUACACCCAAAGUAACUGGAGGAGGAUCCAAUGGAACAGAAACAUCGACAAACAAUUGGGGAUGUUGUUCUGAGAGGACACUGACUGUACUGGUUACAUUCUCGACGGUCCAAGUCCAAGUGACAAGAAUGAAUUGUGAAACAACUGUGAAACAGAGCAUGAAUUCAGUUUGGCUCCCAGGCUAAGGAUGAAUGAGACCACCUCUAACAGAAGUCAAAGCUGCAUAUAGAAGUUGCCUGUAGGUACAAGUCUAGGAUCAGCUUACCCCUCAACCAAUAGAACUAUGGAGCCUUGAAACUGAUGACAAAAUGCAAGAGACUAUGUCAAGAAUGUAAUUGGUGCUCAUUACUCGUUUCGGUUUCAAAGCACAAUGCAGCACAUCUGAGGACACUGGAGGAAAUCUGGACUCAUUAAAAUGGCCAUCGACAAUAACACAGGUUUAACCGAAACUAUUCUCAUCUGCCUUUAAUAGGAAAUACAUACAGCCAUAGACACAAAAGGGAAAUAAAUAGGAUCAACAGGAUGGCCUACAAGGCUUCACAGGGAAUAGCAGCAUUGCUAGAAAAAACAUGUCAGACACACACACACUUACACAUUCAUACACACACACACACACACACACUCAGAGGAGAAGAAGCAUUUAUAGUGGUAUAAUACAUAGCUACCGUUUCCCUGCCAUUACUUACUUGAGAAGCCAAGCGCUGUAGCCCCAUUAGCUACCACAUAGAUCGUUAGCUUCAAUAUUCUGAAUGGUAGCAGCCAGAUAUGUUUCUUCCGGGCCCUUUUCACCCCACUCAAGAAACAAAUGCAGGGGAAACACUGCCAUAGCCCAUUGAAUAUGUAUUUUUUGGGGGGUGGGGGAGGGGAAGUUUCCUUAUCGCCUGCCCCCACUAUGCCUCCCCGAGCUCCCCUGCCCCUUGGCAGUGCCCCCCACCCCUCCCUGGGCCGACUGUUUCUUCUUCGGGGCGGGCAGCUUUGCUUUGCCCCGGAAGGCUUUGCUGGGGUCCAGCUUGUUGACAGGCAGAUCUCCGGUGAGGUCGGCCAUACUGGGCUCACAGUGGAAACUCAGGGGCUGGUAGAGAGACGCCCACUGCUGUUGGGGAGAUAUAGAUGACACAAGCACAAUGGGUAAACUAACUAACCGAACAAAAACUCAUGGCAUUAUAUCCUACUGUUAAGCUGUACUUAUUUAGGUUUGCGUGCUGAGAGAAAUCUCUUUCGUGAGACGGACUUGUUUUAAACAUAUAUAACAAACCUUAUUGUGAAGUUGUCUAAUCAAAACGUAUAGCUACACAUUUAUAAGUUGCUUACUACAGUAUAACUCAUUUUAGGAUACACUUAAAUGACUAAAAUACUAAUAUUUUUUUGUGAGACCUAGUCAAGGUAGGGCAGGGCAAUGAAACAAAUGCACUUAAUGACCCCUCCAUUGGGUCAGAGCUUGGGGUUCAACAUACAACAUACCUCAGUCAAAACACUUUAGUUCUAGGCCCUGACUUAUUUGUUUUAGCUGAUGUGGCCAGAAAGUGAUGAUACAUAGCCUAACUGGGGUCUGUUAUGUUUGACAUGACUAUAUAUUGUACAUUGAAAGAAACAAUACAAUCUGUGUCUACCUUGUA